Trematomus bernacchii (emerald rockcod) is the source of this 306-nucleotide messenger RNA. RefSeq names its product corticoliberin-like. Gene Ontology annotation, molecular function: hormone activity. Gene Ontology annotation, cellular component: extracellular region. The record is from RefSeq and is a predicted model, not a curated record. NCBI's taxonomy places the organism in Eukaryota, Metazoa, Chordata, Actinopteri, Perciformes, Nototheniidae. The transcript has a single exon. Bases 1 to 306 code for a protein of 101 amino acids.
AUGAAGCUGCUGCUCUGGCUCGUGGUUCUGCUCGCCCCCCUCCCUGCUGAAUGCCUCCCCCUCUUGCCCCGCCCCUUGCUCUUGCCCCGCCCCCUGCUGCUCCACCUGGGGGAGGAGCUCUCCCUCCGGGUGGGGGGGGGCUCCCCUGAGGGGAUGGGGGAGAAGGAGAAGAGGUCUGAGGAGCCCCCCCUCUCUCUGGACCUCACCUUCCACCUGCUGAGGGAGGUUCUGCAGAUGGCCCGCAACGAGAGGCUGAACCAGCAGGCCACCAGCAACAGGGCCCUGAUGGACAGCUUUGGAAAGUGA